AUGAUCCGACUCAGCUCCGACGACAGCGUCCAUUUUGAGCUCCUUCGCAUCCUGGGCCUCUCCCGAUACUUCGGCGCCGAUGUAGGCGAAGUCCUCCAAGCGGCGGCCCAGAUCCAGGCAGAAGAUCUCACAAGCGUCUGCCGCGUAUUCCACAAGCUGGCCACUCGAGUCAAUGGCCAGGCGGAGCAGAUUGACGCCUCCAAGUACCCCGUCUCCGCGCGUGACGCGUAUUUCCGAGCCGCGACAUACUUUCGCUCGGCCGAUAUCUAUUUGCAUACCAGUAACGACGCUUCGGACCCGCUGAGUGAUGAACUGUGGGAAAAGCAGCGCCUGGCCUUUGACAAGGCCAUCGCCCUCCUUCCAAUCCCCGGGGAGAGACUUCUCCUCAAGGCCGACGGCUUCGAUGUGGCCGCCAUCUAUUAUCGGUCUACAGUCGGGGAUCGCUCGACUCCGAAGCCGGCGCUCAUCAUAGGGCCUGGGUAUGAUGGCUCCCACGAAGAGAUGCUCCAUGCUAUUGGUUUCGCGGCGUUGGAGAGGGGAUACAACGUCCUCACCUACGAGGGCCCCGGCCAGCCGACAGUCCGACGCGACCAAGGCUUAGGCUUCAUCGUCGAGUGGGAACGGGUUGUCACCCCCGUCGUAGACUAUCUGUACCGUCAGCCGGAUGUGGACAGUUCGCGAAUCGGCUUGAUCGGCGUCUCAAUGGGCGGGUGGCUCGCCGUUCGAGCCGCGGCCUUCGAACACCGCCUCGCGGCUGCCAUGGCGAUUGACGGCGUGUACGACUUCUAUCAAGCCGCCGCCUCGCACUUUCCGCCCCCAGUGCGGGCUCUCCUGGACUCUGGAGAUUUUCAAGCACUGGACUCGCACCUGGGAGAGUUCUUGGCCAGUGGGAUGGCCCCCACCGCGGUGAGCUGGGGAAUUGGUCAGGGUCUAUGGAGCUUCAAUGUCGCUUCUCCCGGAGAGUUGGUAGCCAAGAUGAAGGGCAUGACCCUCAAGGGGAUCGAAGAUAAGGUACAAUGUCCCGUCUGGGUCGGCGAGGCCAGCGAAGACCAAUUCACAAAGGGCCAGCCGGAACAGGUCAGAGACGCGCUGGGAGACAAGGCGACAUAUGUCAGGCUGACGGCCGAGGAUGCCGCGGGGUACCAUUGUCAUGAGGGUGCGGCGGUGUUGAUGAACCAGCGGGUGUUGGACUGGUUUGGAGACAUCAUCUCGAAAAGAUGA
Capronia epimyces CBS 606.96 is the source of this 1221-nucleotide messenger RNA. RefSeq lists its product as uncharacterized. The coding region runs from base 1 to 1221 and encodes 406 amino acids. NCBI's taxonomy places the organism in Eukaryota, Fungi, Ascomycota, Eurotiomycetes, Chaetothyriales, Herpotrichiellaceae. The transcript has a single exon. The record is from RefSeq and is a predicted model, not a curated record.